AGCGCGUUGGCUUGGUGGCGUUGUAGUCUUGGCAGCGAGCAGCUCUGGGCCGGCUGAAUACGCCGCCUGUGCUAGCCUGGACUACACAAUCCAGCAAACCCGAGCCCCCGCGGUGCAAGGAAGAACAAUGGCAGAAAACGAGACGGGAUGCGCUGCCAAGGAUGGCCAGGGUGCGGAGGUGGUCGCGGCGGGCAAGACAAGCAGUGGCAGCAGUGACAAGGCAUUGGACCGAUUAAUACCUCCUGUCACCAGCAGUUUGUCGUCACGUAAGCGAACCACGAGCCAAUGCAUCUCUGAGCCGCCGCUCUUGAGGACGAAGAAGCGGACGAUAUAUACCGCAGGGCGACCCCCGUGGUAUAACGAGCAUGGAACGCAGUCCAAAGAAGCCUUUGUUAUCGGAUUGUGUGGCGGAAGCGCUUCCGGGAAAACGACGGUGGCCAGAAAAAUAAUAGAAGCGCUGGACGUGCCCUGGGUCGUGCUGCUCUCUGUUGACUCCUUUUACAAGGUUCUGACUAAAGCACAACAAGAGCGAGCUGCCCACAAUGAAUAUAACUUUGACCAUCCCGACGCUUUUGAUUUUGACCUCAUCGUAUCCACUCUCCGAAAACUGAAGCAAGGAAAAAGUGUGAAGAUCCCGGUGUAUGACUUCACAUCACAUUCCCGGAAGAAGGACUGGAAAAUAUUAUAUGGAGCCAGUGUGAUCAUUUUUGAAGGCAUAUUGGCCUUUGCUGAUAAAGAAGUAUUGAAGCUCCUGGACAUGAAGAUCUUCGUGGACACGGACUCUGAUAUCCGGCUGGUCCGCCGCCUACGGAGAGACAUCGCCGAGCGUGGGCGGGACAUCGAGGGGGUUAUCAAACAGUACAACAAGUUUGUCAAGCCGUCCUUUGACCAGUUCAUCGAGCCCACGAUGCGGCUCGCAGACAUCGUGGUUCCACGAGGUGGCGGGAACAUGGUCGCCAUCGGCUUGAUUGUCCAACACGUUCACAGCCAGCUGGAAGAGAGGAAACUGCGGUGGGAUAUGGCCACUUUGGCAUCUGCACAUCAGGCGCAACCUCUGCCAGAGACGCUGAGUGUGUUGAAGAGCACUCCGCAAGUUCAGGGGAUGCACACAUUCAUCAGAAAUAAAGACACUUGUCGAGAUGAGUUCAUAUUCUAUUCCAAGAGAUUGAUGAGACUGUUAAUCGAGUACGCACUGUCACUGCUGCCGUUCAGGACAUGCACAGUUCAAACUCUGCAAGGCCAGGACUAUGAGGGGAGAAGGUUCGACGGAACAAGAAUAACAGGCGUGUCCAUUCUAAGAGCGGGGGAGACAAUGGAGCCGGCCUUACGAGCGGUGUGCAAAGACGUGCGAGUGGGCAAAAUCCUCAUCCAGACUAACCACACCACCGGGGAGCCAGAGCUUCAUUACUUAAGACUGCCGAAGGACAUCAGUGAAGAUCAUGUCAUUUUAAUGGACUGCACAGUGUCCACAGGAGCCGCAGCUUUGAUGGCAAUCAGAGUCUUAUUAGAUCACGAUGUCCAAGAGGAGAAGAUCUUCCUCAUCUGCCUGCUGAUGGCAGAGAUGGGCGUUCACUCAGUCGCCUACGCCUUCCCCCAAGUGAAAAUCAUCACCACUGCAGUGGACAAAAAAGUCAAUGAUCUGUUCCACAUCAUCCCUGGCAUUGGUAACUUCGGAGAUCGUUACUUUGGGACGGACGCGCCCACUGAUGGGUGUGAAGACGACGAUGGCGUAGCAAUGUGAUGCGCGUCUGUGUGUGAUUCUUGCACCAUAGUAUUCAAGCCCCUCGUGGAUUAAUAGAUGAACGGUUUAAGUUUCGGACACGCUGCCUGGAUUUUAGUUGCAACGGUCAGCUGCUCCUCGUUAGAUCGAACAAAAACUAUCCUGUGGCUUUGGAGUUGGCUCGAAAUACCUCCUCAAAAUGCUGCCCUUUCUCCAGCCUGUUAGUUCAUUUAACAUCCAAAGAACAAUAGUUUAAAAGAUACAGCACCUGCUAAUCGGCUGACAUCAUCCUGCAAUGGAUAAAUAGUUGAUUUACAAAAUUACAGAUUAUUUUUUAAAGGGAAGAAUUUACAUUAUCUUGCAGCAUUGGAAAAUAAUGCCACCAUUUAUUUCAACAAAAAAAUUGUGGAAGAUUCUUAUUUUUAUUGUUACAUUUUAGAUAAUAUAAUAUUUUAAAUUGAAAACAAAUGAAUGUAAGAUUUCUCAACAGAUACUGAAGCACUCUACAAUUGUUUAAACCUCUUUGGAAUAGGCGUGGGAUUUGCAGCAAGUUUAAUGUUGGUACAUUAUUAACGGGCGCUUAAGUUAUAGACUGUUAUUGACAUUUAUCACAAUGACUGCGUUACUUUUGGAGAUUGUUCCUGAGCACUUUAGAAAUCCAAAUGUGUGAUUUAUCAUUCCUAUAUAGAAGAUCGGUGUGGAUUUAAAUGCAUUGUAAACUUGCUACAAGGAUUAGCAGCACCCUGACCCACAACAAAUUAAGUGUAGGAAUUCAGAGCACUGUGAAGAGGUUUUACUGCACAGGGAGAGAUCAUUUAAUCCGCUGCCUUGGCCAGAUAUUAGCUGGCUACAAUCCCGCACUGUAUCGUUUAUCAAUGAGAACCUCUUGUAUUUUAAAAUAAAAAGCUUUAUAUUUUGA
Molecule: messenger RNA, 2639 nt
Organism: Amblyraja radiata (thorny skate)
Lineage: Eukaryota; Metazoa; Chordata; Chondrichthyes; Rajiformes; Rajidae
Product: uridine-cytidine kinase-like 1
Exons: 15
Coding region: 128-1741 (537 amino acids)
Molecular function (GO): kinase activity; ATP binding
Source: RefSeq, a predicted model, not a curated record